ACCCUGAAAAGUGUUAUUUCGCUGAGGGUGAAACACUCAACUAGAAGCCUCUUCAUGAUUUUGUAAUAAUCCGUGGAAUUGUGCAAUCCAUGAAAAAGUUGCUCCACAAGUAACGGAGUGAAGUGAAUUUUCGGUGUGUUGCUGUCAACGGAAAACUUUUUCCCAUUUCCCACCACCGAAACAUUGGCGAUACAUUAAACUGUUAUAUCGUGCCGAGUCACUCCUCUCAGCCAAGGCGGAGGGCAAAUAUCGAGAGGUGAGCGUGAAUCAGCGUGAGAGCUCAGCAAAACGUGGUGAAAGGACACAGUGUGUGGCCGUGCAGGAGAACGACCGUAUCAUCAUCCCCUAAAUACCGUGCAAUCCGGUGCUACAUAUCCCCAAGUGGCUCAACUAAAGUCUUCGGCACGUCUCUUGCUGUGUUGUGUGUGUGUGUGUAACAUGAGGGGUUUCGGUGCGACCGGAAGUGUACAACUACAGCUCGUCAAAGCACAACAACCACGACAUCGCCAUCAGGAAGCGACGCCGGGCUCGUCGACAGAAUUUGCAGUCACUUCUAGUGUUAAUAAUGGUGAUGACAUGACCAUUUCCUUUGUUCUUCGCCCGCCUCUCGCCUGGUGGUGAAAUCAUCUGGCGCGAAGCAAAUACCAAAUCCCGGGGAAAAACACUGUCAUCGCAGGCCUCAGCGCAGUUUCACUUGCGAAAAUGGCAACAAUUUGUCGAGUAUUUGCGGUUUGGAUCUCAUUGUCGGCGGUGUAUUUCGUGCAUGAGCUGCAAGCCUCCUCAUCUGCCUCAUCUAGUCAGCAAGACAUUAAUUUGCAAGGAGUUGAACCAGAACCCGAAUUUGAGGGAACAAUUGCCAACGUGACGUUUCCAGCCGGCAGAGAAGCCCUCCUCACGUGCUCAGUGAAGAAUCUGGGACGAUAUAAGGUCGGCUGGCUGCGAGCAUCGGAUCAGACAGUUUUGGCACUACAAGGACGAGUUGUGACACACAACAAUCGAAUUAGCGUUGUCCACGAAGACAUGCACACCUGGCGAUUGCGCAUCAAGCAAAUCCGAGAAUCUGAUAAGGGGUGCUACAUGUGCCAAAUAAAUUCUAGCCCUAUGAAGAAGCAAAUUGGAUGUAUCGACGUGCAAGUGCCUCCGGAUAUAAUCAACGAAGAGUCAUCAGCGGAUAUUGCCGUACAAGAGGGAGAGGAUGCAUCAUUAACGUGUCGUGCCACGGGAAAUCCAAUCCCGAGAGUCACAUGGAGACGAGAGGAUGGCGAUGUUAUUCUUCUAAAGAAGCCUGGAAGUCGAGAGGUUGUGAAAGCUGAUUCAUACAACGGAACAUCAUUAAAAUUGUCUCGACUGGAGCGCCGUCAAAUGGGAGCUUAUUUCUGCAUUGCCUCCAAUGAUGUUCCACCCGCCGUUUCCAAGAGGGUUUCAUUAAGCGUUCAUUUUGCCCCAUCAGUUCGAGCGCCGAGCCAACUAUUGGGCGCCCCCUUGGGCUCUGAUGUGCAGCUGGAGUGUCAGGUCGAAGCGUCACCGGCGCCCGUGUCGUACUGGCUGAAGGGUGGUCGCAUGCCAGCCACUAGUUUUACCGGGAGCACCACCAGCCUGGAAUCGGGUCAACCCCGGCCGGAGAUGCUCCUCGACGGCCCCAAGUACGGCAUUACGGAGCAACGGUCAGGAUAUCGAGGUGUCAUGAGACUGGUUGUUCGCUCCUUCUCGCACACGGACGUCGGGACGUACCACUGCGUAAGCACCAACUCUCUGGGACGUGCCGAGGGCACCCUUCGCCUCUACGAAAUUAAAAUUCAUCCCGGAAGUGUAACGUCAGAUGAUGAGCAAACAAAUUUCAUCGGAGGACUCGCAGAGGCGGCGAGAGGACGGGGCAAUUCCAGUGCCAAUUUGCCACAAAUGAUGAUAUCAAAAACAACAUUUUUGCUCAUGACAACUCUAUGGAUGUACGCUAGUUCUUUAUUUUCUAUCACUACGACCUCCGCAUCAUUGAGACUCCUGCAGAGCUGACAACAUCAUUGAACACAUCCCCAAUUGCUGGGCGCAAGAUCCGGACAGGAUAGAAUGAGAAGUGUUCACCCCAUUUGUUAAGUGAAAUCAUUAGGGGUGAAUUUUUCUGACACUUCGUUAUAAUAAAAAUAGGACAUCGUUGCAAAAUGACGACAAUGAGACAGUAUUUCUUUUCAUCUCACAUUUUUUUCCUUCUUCAUCCUCAGCACCCAUUUUCUCACAGUCGCGCUGUCGAGGAAACUUACUCAUAUUUACUGUCCGUAAAGUGUGAAGUCUGAGGAAUGAUUAUUAUAUGAUACGAUGUCGUGGCAAUGCCAAGAAAGUAUUGUGCUGGGACUUUGAGUGAGAAAAAGCGGGAGGAAGAAGAAAAAUAUACAAGAAGAGCGUGUGAAAACUAUAUUUUUCCAAUGUGGGUGCCAUUCCUAUUGUGAUCAAAGUUUUAUGGUAAAAGUUCUCAAUUUCACAAAAAAGGACUCAGCGGUGAAGAGAGUGGAGUUCUUUCGGCGGUGAAAAGUUUCUACAAUACAUGCAAUACACAUGACGAAUGGGAAAAACCUUAGAGAGAGAUGAAAUGAAUUGAGUAUGAAGAAGAGUGUAUGUUCAUAUCAAUGCAGCCGCAUAGCAGCAACAUGGUCAAUUGUGCAAAAUAUUUCACUUUUUUGUACAUAAGAAUGAGAUCAAUUGCAGAAACCAAUAUCAUUACUAUAUCAACGAAAAUAUAACACCUCGUCGAAAGAUGAUCAUAUUUUCGGUUUUAUACCAAAGUGGUCAGAGGAAAUCAAUAUCAAUUAGUUGUAAAUUAGAAAAAUUUCCACUAUACAAACUUUUUGUGAGUGAUUUUGUACCAUAUUCAAGGACAAAGAUUACAAAAAAACGAGUCUUUUAUAGAACAAAUCUACCACAUAUCGCUGGAGUGAAAUUCACUAUGAAAGGGCAUGGCUGAAAAUUGAAAUUCAUUGUGAUUUUUCUAACGUCAUAUCCUGCCAAACAUCAAAUGAACAACAUGAAUGCAAAUUUUUCCACCAUAGCAUGGACGAGAGAAAAUUUUUCAUUUAAAACACCUCACGUUUGGUCGCGAACACAAAAACCUCGGCCUCAGCAUGAAUGGAAAAUACGUUAUACAUAUUCAAAGCCAAUUGAAUGGUGAAAAAAUCAUUUGCAGUGGCAUUUAUUAAUGCACAGAAAAUAUGCUAUCAUGUUGUGGUAGCGAAAUAAAAUACUUUUAACUGUUGCCCUCUUUUUUCAGUCGCCCAUUAUAAGUUUUAGGUAAUGCAUUUCGGAUUUUGGUUUUGUGGAUUUUUCAGCCACACACAGCAAUUAAUUUUUUCCUACCCUGUAUUAUUAUGUAAACAUAUGGAGUAGGGGAAAGAGGGGCUAGCAGAAGGGCAACACUCAUGCGAAAGUCAAAAUAAAUUGAAGAGUAAAUGUAAAGCGAUUCUACCAUGAGUUCAACGGACUCAGCAGAUCUUCUUGACAUGGUGCUUGAGAUUCAAAUGCAUAGACUCAAUAAAAAAGUCAUAAUAAAACCUGUUGAGAGUGUGCGAAUGCGAUCAGAAUAUCACCAUCUUGGCGGAUUUUCCCCUACAACUGCUAUGCAGUAUUAAAUAACGAGGCCACAUGGCUCUUCUCACAAUUCCUGGCUGGGCUGAUACGAUAAUUAGAGUGUGAUAGCUGCAAUAUAAAUACUUUUCAUAUAGUUCAGCAGAGCAACUGAUGCAAAAAAACGAUGAUUAUAUUAAUAGUGACAGUUUGUGAAAUGGGUAUUUGCAAUACCUUAUAAUGAAACAGAUGUAAUACUGGAUGGCGAUAAUUGGAACGAGUGAGUCUCGUAUUUCAUGCUCUAGCACUUCUGUCAUACGUCCAUGCUUUUUUUCCACCCCGACGUUUCUCUCUUAGAAAAAUUAUAUCCAUUAUCUGGCGAGCAUUUGGGGAGGGAGAGUGAAAAGAUUUCCACUUUAAAACAUCGCAUGAAUGCACAGUGUGGCACUGUGAAUGUGUGCGGGUUAUAAAAUCAGCAGCUCCCGACGCUUUUUCGUCGUGCCACCCCACAUCGAAGGGCAACCGCAAGGGGGAAUGGCAGACCGAUCGAAUGAUGAGUGAAUGACAAGGGGGUGGCUAAAGUACGCUUUAAAAAGGCAUCUCUCGCCCAUCCACAAAGUGUGGAGCGCGCAAAUCAUAUUUUGAUGAACACACCGACGAGGAGAAAAUUUUUAUACAUUUCAUCCUCCAUCAACAUAUACGAUGUGCGCGCUCUUUCGCCAUGUGAGAAUUGAAUAGAGGCUCAUUCGCCGGGUCGGGAUGGAAAAUCUAUAAAAUUGUAGGUUGCUGGGGAGGGACCGUGAUUCCCACAAUGGGCUUCGGGUUGGCCAAUAAAACUAUGACGAUAUGAAGAGCCGUGUGUUAGAUUUUCGCGAUGCUGUGUUAUCUCUGGAAUUGUAUGUGAGCGCACGUCCAUAUAAAUAUGAUCCGGAGGGUAUGAAUAUGUGACUGAUGGUGGCAAAAAAGAAUGUAGAAAUUUCGAUAUUGCACGGAGAGGAAGCCAGUGAGAGUGUGCGACAUAGUGCAAAAUCCGGAUUCUAGAAUUGUCCCCUAACAACCGCCGAUGCACACAACAUAGCAUCAUUUACAUAUUUCGCGCCCUGUUGUGUCUCCUGCUUGCACAUGUAUUCCGCUGACAUUUUAUUUAUAUCAUCUGUCGCGGAUGAUGCAUAAAAGUUUAUCAUGCUCUCAUCCACUGUUGAGCAUAAAUUUAUAACAACAACGAAUGACAUGCAAAAAUUAUUUCGCAUGUGCAAUUCUUCUCCACGUCUAGCCAAACCAGUGAGAAUCCCAACACCCCAACCAUACCCACGAUAAUACCAGUUCAAUUCGCGUCUUCACUGCGCCCUACCCUCGAAUCCUGCUUAAGAUAUAUGUUCCUCAGCGUAAAAUCUUUUGUGUAGUGCGCUCGGAAUGUUUUACAUCAUAAACUGCACUUUUCCACCUCGUCACCGUCAUGGAAAAUUCAAAGUAUUUUCCACUCUGAACACACGUCGCCACUCUUUUGCAUUCUCGAUACGCUCGAGAGUGUCGUGAAGUAUGUAUGAACAUACUGGGGAGCUUUCGAGAGGUUGCGGGGAAACGCAUGCAAUAUAGAGUGAAAUAUGUGACAAUUUUCGCCGAUCAUCCAAAGUUAAGGGCUCACAAACUAUGAGCACAGUUAUUUUCCUCACACGAAAAAUUUACCUGUAAUUACAUAAUUCCCUUAGAGUAAUUUUAGACAAAUUUGCCUAUCAUUUAAGCAGUUUAUAUUUUCUCAGUUGUUACACAUGCACAUUAUGAAAUUCUCUUUACAUAAUCAAAUUAUCUCAAUCUAUUUCAAUUGGCCAAAUAUGUAUCUUAGCUAGAAACACCUCUGGUUCCAUAGAAAGGCUUUUAAAAUUUCCAAGAAAUCGUAUGUUAUCAUGCUACACAUGUUCAAUUGUUGUUCUCUUGACGUUUCGACAGAUUUAGCCAUCAAAGUGAAACCCUCUUGGCAACAGCGAAGCCCGUACCUAAACAUAUCGAAAUUGGGUGUUGAUCGGCCCUUCUGUGCACAUUCUGCACAAUUACACCGCUUUUGCCGCCCUCCAAUUGCAAUUUCAUACCCGCCAAAAGCUUCCCCUUUGCAUAUAAAUUCACAUCGGCUAGACAAACCGUUCGACCCCAAACUCACGCUCAGUCUGUGGAGAGUCAAGCGCCUGAAAACUGAGAAUAAAUUGACUCCAUCGACGCUGUGCCAGGUGAACGCGUACGAUUCGGGGAAUUUGUGAAUAAUUAAAAGGUAUUGAUAUGUUCAUUUUAUCCCGCGUAUGUGAUUUACUACCGUCAACACAUUUGCACCUCUCGCACAUUUGCAUUUCGCAAUCUUCCCACUCGAAUUCCAAUUCACCUGCACUCAACAGUGGAAAUGCGAACUCCUCUCCCCAAUCUCGGCCGAGCAUGAUUUAGUCAGGCAGAAAGGAUUAAUAUCUUUUAAAAGCUCGAAAGUAAAUGAAGAAAGACAUGGACAUGGAGUAAAUAAACUAUAGGACGAAGGAUAAAUGUGCCAAAUAGACUUCCAAUAUAAAGAAUAGAAUAUAUAGAAAAGAAUUUCCAUCCUAUAGAAUAACACUUGCCAUUAACCUAAUUAAAAAGAAAUGCUAAAACGAGGGGCGAGGCGGGGAUAAGAAAUGUUCUCCUUUACUCUCUUUCAAUCAAAACCCACCCCGAAGAAAUGCAUAACAACUUGAAUUACGAAUAGUGAAUAGAUUAUAACGAAUCGGAGAUAGAUUGUCUCUGGCUAGAGUGAAACGGAAAGCUUGUACAUAAGAGCGCUGAAAGAAGGAAUAAAUGAUUAAGGAAAUAUACAAAAAGAAUCACAACUACUGCAAAGUUUAGUUCUGUACGGGAGAGAAUAGUUUGCUGAAUCAUUGCUCGUGUCAUCGAUUUUGUGUACAUAGCUAAUAGGGUAAUACUCAGUUAUAAAAUUGAUAUAUACUGUUAGUGUGUAAGGAGCUUAAGGUUUAAUUGAAAAUUGUUAACUGAAGAGUAUUAAAACUUAGCCCGCGUCGAUGCGUUGGCAAGAAGCUCGUUCUGAGAGUUUAUAUUACACAGCUAAAUCACAUUCUUCUCACGCAAAUCCAUCUCUUUGUCACAAAGGCAGAUAAAGUGAGAAGAUAUAACUCUUUUUUUGUAAAUAAACAUUAAAUAACAUACAAUGUAAUGAGCGAAGAAGUGAAUCGAUGCAUGGCAACCUUGCCAAGAGCCCUUCCACAGAGUGAAGUGUUCAUUCGUGCUCGAUAUAAGUGACAAAAGUAAUGGUGGGAGACGAAUAAAGCAAAAUGCCAUUACCAGUGGAUGUUUUGUAAAUAAGGAGAAAUAAAAACAAUGAUAGGGGAUGUAAAAGGCGUCUUUAUAGUGUGUAGAAGGCACCAUAAAAUAUCAUCCAUAAAUAAUAAAAGAUU
Phlebotomus argentipes is the source of this 6974-nucleotide messenger RNA. It is a transcript of the gene DIP-gamma, whose product is annotated as lachesin. The record is from RefSeq and is a predicted model, not a curated record. The transcript has 10 exons. Bases 703 to 2010 code for a protein of 435 amino acids. Gene Ontology annotation, cellular component: neuron projection. NCBI's taxonomy places the organism in Eukaryota, Metazoa, Arthropoda, Insecta, Diptera, Psychodidae.